UAUUUCCAUUGAAGCUUAUAGGAAAAUGGUUGCUGUUAUGAUGACUGGCCAGUCAUUUUUUAGCUAAAAACAACCUUUAUAAAUUUUAGAAAAGGUCUAAUCCAAGUGCAAUUCGAGACAGUUCAAUGAUUUUUCAGUAUGAGAAAAUUGCUUGUUUUCCCAGGAAAAUCCAUUUUAGCGUGUAAAUAUCAUAGAGCGUACCUUUAAUUAGUUCAGUUUUUGGCCUUACCCAGCAGAUUUAAAAUCUAUCAUGUGGAUAGUAAUCAUGCAGAGUAUGAAGAGAAUGAAACUUAAAUACAAUGAAAGUUCAUUUUUUAAAGUUCUGAUUUUUUUAAACUUGUUGGAGAGGUAUAGUUAUUUUAUUCUUUUGAAAAUAAUUUCAGGAUGUCAGAUAACAGUGUUGCUUUUAUUCAAAGUGAACUGAAGUCAGUGAAAGAAAAUUGUGAGAAGAAGGUGAAGGAUUCUAAAUUAGUGGCAUGUGUACCUGCUAUGGUUAGAGUUGUUCUGGAGCAAACACAACACAAGAGCAUAGUGGUUUGUCUCAUGUUCCCAGAUAAAUAUCCAGAUGCCACAAUUUUGAUAGAACUGAAAAGCAAAACUCUCUCAUACAAGCUUCUGCAGGGACUCACUAAAGUUGCUGAGGAGGAAGCAAAAAAAUAUCUAGGGAGAGAACAGGUCUUAAUGGUGCUCAAGUUUAUCAGGAAUUUCAUUCAAGAAAAUCCCCUGUGUGUUUGCAGUGAAGAAAUCUCUUUCAUAAAAAAAGAUCUUUUACAAGACUGUGAUGACAUUAAAUUAAAACAGAAACUAUCUCAAAUUAUUCUUAAAGUGAAAAAAGACCAGUACUUUAUGAACUUUAAGAUCACAAUACCAGAUAAUUAUCCAUUUGAUCAGUCUAGCAUAGAGGUAGCUGAUCACAACUUUCCAGAACCAUUGACAGUCAACAUAUUAGCUCAAGCAAAUGAAAUAGCAAGGCGGUGUGUACAACCUCCUCUUAAAAAGAGACCUAAAGACCCCCCAUUUGAGCCAAAACCUGCUGUUCGCCCAGUGUGUGAGUAUAUGAUUCGUACCUGUAUAAAGAACUAUCCAGCCCAAAAAUGUCCCCUGUGCAAUGAAAUGGCUCUCCCUGAAAACCCACAAGAAAUAAUAAAUGAACCAAAUCAUGAGAAGUUUGCAGAGCGGGUUUAUUGUGGUCACACAUUUCAUCAUGGUUGCUUAGACAUCUACAUGAAAACACCACCUUUCACAGGUGGGAAGAAAUGUCCCAGCUGUAGUAAUAGAAUAUAUCAUGAAAAUUGGAAAGUGACUCCAGAACUAGCAGAAGCAAGAUGGGCACACCAGGAGGCAAGGAGAAGGGAAUUAGAUGAAGUUGUGGACUUUUUAGAAUGACUGUGAUCUCCUUUGGUGACUUCUUUGACAAAAAGUAUUUAUUGAAUAAAAUUGCCCAUAUUUGCUUACUGCACAAAACCAGUUUUGAAAUCUACUCCUUCAGUUUUUCUAGAACCAUUAAUUAUCAAUAUUUUAAUUAUGAUCACUUCUGUAUUUGUGACAUAAAAACGUUCUUUAUAUAUAUAUAUAUAUAUAUAUAUAUAUAUAUAUAUAUAUAUAUAUAAUUUAUUCCUCACACCAACUACCAAUUUUGUGUAUAUGGAGCUAGGUUUCAUUUUAUUUAUGUUUACCGAUUUAACAUAAUAUUUUGUCAAAUUGUUUGUCCCAUGGACAAAAAAAUUUUAAAAAUUGUGCAGAGUGGUAUCAAAUAAAUGAUUUUUUUCUUUAAAUUAAUUUUAUAUAUCAACAGUUUGUUAAAGUUUUUCACUUGCUGCCAUGCUUUAGAAUAGAAAAUAUUAGCCAGAUGUCACCACAAGUGAAAAGUGUAUUGUGAAAUGAGUGCAAUAAACUUUCUUCAUUA
Lingula anatina is the source of this 1906-nucleotide messenger RNA. RefSeq lists its product as uncharacterized. Lineage: Eukaryota; Metazoa; Brachiopoda; Lingulata; Lingulida; Lingulidae. The record is from RefSeq and is a predicted model, not a curated record. Gene Ontology annotation, molecular function: protein binding.